Molecule: messenger RNA, 549 nt
Organism: Acomys russatus (golden spiny mouse)
Lineage: Eukaryota; Metazoa; Chordata; Mammalia; Rodentia; Muridae
Product: keratin-associated protein 26-1-like
Exons: 1
Coding region: 1-549 (182 amino acids)
Cellular component (GO): keratin filament
Molecular function (GO): structural molecule activity
Source: RefSeq, a predicted model, not a curated record
AUGUCUAAUAACUUGUGCUCAGAAGUCCACAGCUCUUCUCUUAGGAACUCUAGUCACAUUCCUGUCACCUCACCCAGUGGUCUCUGCUCCACUGAGAUGAAGUGUGGAGAUGUCCCUUGCUCUCCUACUAGGCCCUUGGACAGCAACAUGCCAUGUGACAACUGCCAAUUGCCCUGCGGUGAACAUGCGAGCUGCCAAUCAACCAGCUGCAACAGGAGACCUGGAAGUCCGUCAGUCUGCUCUCCGGUUACCUCAGGGAUGUCUGGAUCCCAGGAAGGAACUAGCUGUCUUCCUGUAACAUCCCGCAAUUCCAGCUUUGGCCGUCCAACGUGUUGCAGACAGCCUUUGAGCGGCUACAUUCCAACUUACCUGUCUUAUGGCUGUCAACCCUUGGGCUACCUGACCUAUGGGCGUCCACCACUGAGAAACCAGACCUAUGGAUGCCAGCCUUUCAGCUACAUGUCUGACUACUACAGGCCCACAAGCUAUACAUAUGGCUGCUUUCAACCAUACUCCUCUUUCCUGACUGGAAGGCGUUAUCCUUACUAA